AUGCCUCUACCGAAAGACCCAAUCGCUCUCACCAUGAACGCUCGCAAUGAGUCGAUGGCCGAUGUCCUUCUGACAUACCCAUUGGAGAUGGCAGAUGAGGACAACGUGACAACGUUGUCAUUGGGCGAUGGUGAAACCAAGACCAGUGUUCGAGUCCCAGCGAAAUGCAUCGACUUCCUCACGGUCACGAUGUGUCAGCUAGACGUAUUUCGGCGUACCGCCGAUGCCUUGAUCGAUCGCCCUGAGAUACCGGUCGACGAUCCUGACGUUCAGUUUUACCUCGCCCUCGUUUCAUACGUUGCUUCAGUAAUCACCACGUUUGUUCGCGAAGUUGAGGAAGGUGGUGCCAAGGCCACCGAAUCAAAUUGGCGGUCGGCAGCUCUCGACUAUCACAUCGCGCUGACAUUAGAAAACAGCGCGUUCGCCUCGACACACCAGCGAGUUGCCGAGGAGAAGAUGAACCGCACUUGGGCUGAUUUCAGAGCGAAGAAGGAUUACAAGAGAAUCAAAUCGAUGACACAUCAAAGUCUGCACAAGGCAUUGUGUGCAGAUGGCGACGAUUCGUGCGGUGGCCCUUUCGUGCACAAGCGCAGCAUUGACGAAGUGAUCAACGCGGCGAUUGUGGAUAUAGAUGCCAUGAGAGCCGCAGCGGCGUCAAGCUCUGUCCCAGAGCCAGCAGGAGCGUCAAGCACUGUCACAGAGCCAACAAUCGUCGAUGUCGCAAUUGCACAGCCCACCGCCAUCAACCAUUUGUCCCAUCAACCAUUUGAGGUUUGCAUCACCCAGAAGCCUCGAAUCAAAGCCACUGCGACGGUACGUCGCAUGUCGACCACGGUGACGAAACCUAGCCAGGCGUCCUCGUCAACUACAAAAUCUGAGAAAAAGUCGAAACUACGGGGCGACCAUGUACCUCGCAUGUCGGCCAGUACAGGACCUCGACUUCAAUCUCGUCAACAAACCUUGGAUCCGGAGUCAGAGAAUGAGGUGGACCACAGCGAACACGUGGCCACCGUAGUUGAACGUCAAGAAGUUAGGAAGAAGCCGGUCAAGGCACGCAAGACAAAGAAGCAGGCCCCGUCGAAGAAAGGAAAGGGGAAGGCAAAGGCACCUCCAAAGGUUCUGGUCGUCGACUCCAGCGAUGAGAUAUCCAAUGUAUCCAGCACCGAUAAGACCUUCCCAGUCAGCGAUAGUAAGUUAUUCGUUCAUGUAUGA
Suillus clintonianus is the source of this 1212-nucleotide messenger RNA. RefSeq lists its product as uncharacterized. NCBI's taxonomy places the organism in Eukaryota, Fungi, Basidiomycota, Agaricomycetes, Boletales, Suillaceae. Bases 1 to 1212 code for a protein of 403 amino acids. The transcript has 5 exons. The record is from RefSeq and is a predicted model, not a curated record.